Molecule: messenger RNA, 3866 nt
Organism: Salvelinus namaycush (lake trout)
Lineage: Eukaryota; Metazoa; Chordata; Actinopteri; Salmoniformes; Salmonidae
Product: ras association domain-containing protein 3-like
Exons: 6
Coding region: 213-953 (246 amino acids)
Biological process (GO): signal transduction
Cellular component (GO): cytoplasm
Source: RefSeq, a predicted model, not a curated record
GGCUCGAUAGUUGCUAGAGUGUGAGGAUUGCUCAGUAGUUGGUUGAAGCGUGAACGUUGGAAAGUUUUCGGCUUUUUGCGGUUCAAAAAACAAGUUUGAGGAGGUGUAACCAACUUUAUUUUCUAGUUGUUGCUUUGCUGCUGUGGUCUGCUAUCAGUUUUUCAUUCGUUUUUUGAUGCUGACAAAUUUGAAGAUAUUCGUUUUCUCCUUAAAUGACGUGGACUAGCACCAUGAGUAGUGGUUACAGUAGUUUAGAGGAGGACUCCGAAGAGUAUUUUUUCACUGCCAGGACAUCGUUCUUUAAGAAGCCUUCAGGGAAACCAACCCAGUGCAAGGAUGUGGCGCAGGAAAGGGAGUUACGGACUCAUCUCAGCAGAGAGGAGAUCAGACAGAAGGUCGAGCUGUACAACAACUCCUCCAAGGACCACCUCAAAAUGACCCUGAACCCCAGUGGUGUGUAUACAGGGUUCAUCAAGGUGCAGUUGGAGCUGAGGAGACCCAUCACCGUACGAGGAGGUGGGGGAGGAGAGGAGGCCUUCUACCUCCCCCAGGGGGCGACUAACACUCUUCACAUCAGCUCCAACAACACCAUACGACAGGUGAUCCAGGCCCUGUUGACCAAGUUCACCGUAGCUGACAACCCUGCUAAAUAUGCCCUGUACAAACGCUGCCGCAGGGAGGAGCAAGUGUACAUGUGUAAGCUGUCGGAGGGAGAGCAUCCGUUGUUCCUGCGUCUGCUAGCAGGUCCCAACACCGACACACUAGGCUUCGUCCUGAGAGAACAGCAGACUGGCGAGGUCAUGUGGGAAGCGUUCUCCAGCCCAGAGUUGAGUAACAUCCUGAGGAUGCUGGAGAAGGAGGAGACUGAGCGGGUGUGUUCCGUGACGCGUCGCUACGACAACUACAGACUCAAACUGCAGGAGGCCAUGAGCGCAGCAGGGGGGCCGGGGUAACUACUGCCCCUGGAGGAGAGGAGGAGAGAGGGCUGGGAACCAAAAGCCAGUCUGAGGGACACUGAGGGGGAAACUGGUCUAACCUGAUUCAGAAACUGGAGAGAGACAGAGAGCUGGAAUUAACUCCAGAUUGUACCAGUGUACCCUGUGUGCAAUACACUGGAUGGACAAUAGAGGGCAGCAGUGGUUCCACUGCAGUCAGCCUGGACUUCAUUCAGGAGCACUCAAGAGACUAGCUCCAUGUCUUUACUGAGUAGGCCUACACCCUGUGUGCCAUGUUCACUCUUCUGUUCACUCUUCUCAUCCUUCUGGUUAGUGCAUUCUCUCUAGUUAGUUGUAUUUUUAUUCUUUUAGAAUGACCUUUUUGAACAUGAAUGAUUCACACCAAAAUAAUUGAUUCAAUUUAUUUGUACUUUUUAUUUAAUUGGAGGAUGCGUUGGUUUGUACAUAUUGUAGUUUUAAUUUAUGUGGAUGACGCUUUGUUCUUUUUCUUUGCUGACAUGGUUUUGUGUUCUAUGAAGGCGUGGCAGCAAUCCAACCCCUAUAGGGUCCUAGUGUGCUCACUGAUUUCUCUCACAGGGGUUAAUGCACAGAAAACACAUUGGCAACAAAGGCUAGACUGGUUUAUCAUAGAAGUGACUCUGUAUUAAAGGUAACUGAGAUGGACAAGAUGAGUGAUUGUAUUUAAACCGAAGGUUCUGAUGGUCUUGAAAGGAGAAGCAUAUUUGGUGUAGAGUCAGUCACAAGCUGUUUAGGGUUUAGAGGUCAGAAUGGGAGUGUUACAGCUUGUGACCAGACUGACAGUUAGUGGAGUUUGAGCUGACUGCUCACCUCUGACAUCUGGACAUGCCGUGAGAACGGAAAGAUUUUAGGAAGUUGACUAAUGGUUUUAGAGGAAGUAGAAAAGAAACUUAGAAAGCUGUGUAAGAAAAAACAUGAGAAAUGAAAUGGAUGUGACAAACGAGGAUUUUUGGCGUUCCGUGUUAAGAGAUUGUCGAUGCCGAGAAAGUUCAGGGCCUAGUUUAAACCACCUCUGUUGGAGCCAGUGCCAGGCCUGUGGCCACAGAUAACAUGGUUAGGAAUAGCAGCAAAGGACAAUGGCUAUAUUGCUUUAAAUCAGCCUUCUGUUGCACCAGCGUGUGAACUCUGAACCCUGAAGCAAAGCUGCAUGUGUCAUGCUCUCUGCAUGGGACAUCCGGAAAUGAAUGUGCUAACAGACCAAAGAGACUAGUCCGUUAUCGUGGAGGUGAAGUCACAUGACCAUGUGUUCAUCUGUCUCCUUGACUAGGAGAGAGAGGCUAGAACUUGUUGCUCUGAGAAGUUCUUUGCAUUUUGCCUCCCUCUCCGUCUCUCUACCAGGGUUGUAUUCAUCUUCUGGUAGUUAUAGGGGGGGUCAUUUGAACCGAGACUGUCCAUCUAUUGCAAAGUACAUAAUUUCAAUGGACAGAGCAACAAGUGAGCGCAUUUUGGGCCAUCAACCAUCAGCACCGUAUCAAAACACACUGACCAAAUGCAAGAAUAUAUGUUGAAUUGGCAUGUUUUAAAAGCCUUGUUGUUUAUCUGCCAGUACUAUAUGACGUUUUUCUGAUGGUACUGCGUUAGUUGCCAUGUUUAUCUCUAUAGAAAGAGUAGUGGUGUGGUUAUAUAGCCCCACCUUAUGGAUAAAUGCUGUAACUGUCCUCUCGGUCUUCACCUGCGUCAAACUGUUUAUCUAAAGCCUGUUGGUGAUAUGAUGUGCUGUUGCUUUCUGUUUUCCUGUUCUAUAACUGAAGAUAUUCUAAAAUGUUUAGAUUUAUUUUAGGUUUUGCCUGGUGCAAGCUCUUAGAGGCCUCGUAAAAAUGAAGGGAAAAUGUUAUGGCUAGAGUUUAUAAAGGGUUACACACCCAGAACUUAAUUUGUUUAAUCACUGUGUUAAUGAAAUUAGAUAUGGUAAAAUAAUCUUUAUUUUAGAUCCUAAAGCCAUUCUUUUUUUUGUAAGCCCUGCUAAAUGGUGUUGCAAAGCACAGUGUUACAUUGCUGUGUUAGCUAGUUAGAGGUCUGCACAUCUCAGCAUCAGGGCUUUGAACCAGACCAGUUCAUAUCUAUCUACAGCGCUCCUAUCGGACCAGUUUACUGUCUACUGAAGCUUCUGGGCACUUUACCUUUGAAUUCAGGGAUUUUUCUUUUCUCCAUUUACCAGAUGCUGAUCUUCCACUAUAAUUCUAGACAAUGUUUCAUAAUUAGGCCUUUCUUAUUGAAAUACGAGUGGCUUUUAUGAAAGAUGUUAGGUGCUUCUAAAACUUGAUAUUUAUACAAGCUCCUGUAUGAUUUGUUAGACUGUGAAAUUUGGUUUAUCUUCAAUUGUAUCAUGUUAUGGGCAGUGCUGUCUGGUUGGCUUUUAAGUCUGUUGUAGGAAUAUGACUGCUAAGGUAACCCAUAUAAAUAUACUAUAAUGCAUGCAUGAUCUACUCUAAUGCAUAUAGGUCUACUAUGUGGCUUUCAAGGAACCAUAGGCCAGUACUGUUGAACUUGGAAAUGUAUGAACAAUUUAUAUAGAUAUACAUAAACUAGAUGGAUGCAUAACUGUAUUUGCCAAAGAUCGCCCCCCUGUGUCUUCAGCUAUGCUCUUGUAAUGUUCUAUGCUGCAGUGCUAUAUGCAGAGACUGUAAGAUCUAUACAUGGAAUGAUUCUGCUGACAGUGUUAGUGAUGGUUCAGUACCAGGAUGUGGAUGAACACAGCAGCUGUGGGCACAGCUUGGAGGAGAUGGGAUGGAACUGACAUGUUAUAAUGAAAGACUUUGCUAUAUUCUAUUUAUAUUAUUGAUGAUGCAGGUUUAUUUUUGUAGGUAACUGUUUAUUUUUGGAUUGUUACCAAAUGUGGCCUUUUUCUUCUGUAAAGGAUUGAAUUCAUCUAUUAAAGUUUGAAUUGUACAA